CCUGUAAAGAAAAGUAUAAACUUUAUAUUGCAAAAUAGCAACGCGACAAGAUUUGCCAAAACUGGCAAAAUGCUGAGUCUCGUUGGAAAGGUCACUUCAACUAUUACAUUUCACCUUAUACUACACAAAACACAUAAGCUCCGCACAGGUAUGCAUACAUAUACACAACUGUUCAAAAGUUUAGGGGUCAAUGAGAAAUGUCCAUUUAAAAAAAGAACAAAUGAAAUUUUUAAAACCACAUUAACAACGUCUGUUUUUUAAAUGCUUUUUUAAAAUGUAAUUUACGUGCUAUAUCCAAUCAGUUUAUAACUGUAUUAAGGUUUGCCAAUGUGCUUUAAUCAGUUUAAAAGUGUAUUAAGGCAAAUGUUCCGACAAAUGAUGUUUCCAUUUUAUGUUUCGGUGAGUACAUCUAUAGCUUUCACUAAUGUAACAUUUUGUGUCCAGCAAAUUUGUGCGUGCGUCUUUAGUGCAUGCAUUAUGACUGUAAGCCCCACACAACAUGGCCGCCGCCUCAGCCAAUAUUUCCUAGUGUUUCCGAAAACGUUGCCUUAUCAAGUACUUUGUUACCCCUUUAAAAAAAACAACAGCAGCCUGAAACCAGAAACAUCCUCUGUAAUUUGCUCCAGAAACUGUAAGUAAUUCAAAGUAGUCACUUUUAGGGGGUUGUGAUAGCUGCAAUAUUCCAAUGCAUUCGUUCCUAACAGAAGUCAAAGGCGUUUGUCAGCUUCUUUUAAACCAGUUACACAAUUGCACAGCCUACAAGUUAAACAAGACGUUUCUAUUGUGUUUUCUCAUAAACAUCAAGCCACAUGUACGUUAUCUGAAAAUCUAAUGUGCUAUUUUAUUCUUUGUUAGACUAAAGGGGGAGGGGGGGGGGGGAUAUUUCAGUCAUUUAGGAGUGAAAAUUAAACUAGAACAUUUCAUACAUAUUUUAAAUCCAGUAGUAGUGAGAUUAUCCAAUAUUAGUCAAUUGUUUCGGAGAGUAUGUUUUAAAUGUGUGAAUUUACUCUACCUAAAGUGGUUAAGCACAUCUGGCUCAUUGUUAGAGGUUUCAGGUUCGAAUCUCAGCAUGCGUGGAGUUUGCAUGAACUCGGUCUUUCUUACACAUUGCAAAGACAAUUUCAGUGUGAAUGUUUUUUUUUUUUUUUUUUGGUCUGUAUAUCUCCCGACUCCCCAGGUUAGCAUCGUUCAUGUUGACAAAGAAGCUCCCCCCCUUGGAGAGUUUCCUUUUACUGGUCUCCAGACGCGCCAGUCAUUUUAGCAGACAGCAGUAUGACGUCAUCGUGGUGGGCGGGGGUCACGCGGGCACCGAGGCGGCGGCGGCGGCAUCCCGAGUGGGUGCACAGACGCUGCUGGUCACGCAGAAAGUACAAACCGUCGGUUCCUUGUCGUGCAACCCCUCUCUGGGCGGAGUAGGGAAGGGUCACCUGGUGAAGGAGGUGGAUGCUUUGGACGGCGUGUGCGGGCGAGCGGGAGACUGGGCCGGCAUCCAUUUUUCCAUCUUGAAUCGCAGGAAAGGUCCCGCUGUGUGGGGGCCACGGGCUCAGCUGGACCGCCAACGUUACCGCCAAUUCAUUCAGGUGAAGGGGGGGAAAAAAAUAAAAAAAUAUUUUGAUGAGUCAAUCCAAACUCCACUUUGUCAACGUAUUAUUAUUACGAACGAUUAUCGGUGCAGACGUUCGACACGUAUCGGCAUUGUCCUUUUUCUAUGUUGUGUUUUCUGCUUGCAGUCCGAGCUGCUGUCCACUCCCAGACUGACAGUGCUGGAGGGAUCAGUGGAGGAGCUUCUUUUAACAGAAUCAAACCCGGAAGAGCCCGGACGCCACAGAGUCACUGGAAUACGUUUGGCAGGCGCAAGCCUCUCGAUCUCGGCCCGCUCCGUGGUUCUUACCACCGGUACUUUCCUAUCGGGCUCCCUCUUCAUGGGUCAGAACACAUCCCCCGGGGGACGGAUCGGAGACGCCCCGUCCGGCGCCGGAAUGUCCCACACGCUGAGGGAGCGCCUGGGGCUGAAGAUGGGCCGACUCAGGACGGGUACGCCUCCCAGAAUACUGAAGGCUUCGGUGGACUUUCACGAAGCUACGCUACACCCAUCUGAUAGUCAUCCGACUCCCUUCAGCUUCCUCAAUAGCCACACACACUGCAAGGCUGAGGAACAGCUACCGUGCUACUUGACCUAUACCACACCUGGUGUGGAUAAAGUGGUGAAGGAGAGCCUUCAUCUCAACUGUCACAUACAGCAGGACACGAAGGGCCCCAGGUACUGCCCGUCAAUUGAAGCCCGAGUACUUCGCUUUCCUGGUCGGCAGCAUCAGGUAUGGCUGGAGCCUGAGGGGCUGACCUCUGACCUGGUGUACCCGCAGGGUCUGUCCAUGACCAUGCCCGCUGACAUGCAGCUGCGCCUCAUCAGAGAGAUCCCAGCCUUACACAGAGCUGAAAUCCACACACCCGGCUAUGGCGUGCAGUACGACUUUGUGUGCCCCACUCAGCUGAGCCCUGCACUGCAGGUGAAAAGCACCCAAGGUCUCUUCCUGGCCGGGCAGAUUAACGGGACCACGGGGUAUGAGGAGGCUGCAGCACAGGGCUUGUGGGCGGGGGUCAACGCAGCCCGCACGGCGCUCUCCGUGCCCACAGUGGCGCUGUCUCGGACCGAGAGCUACAUCGGAGUUCUGAUUGAUGACCUAGUGACUCGAGGUGUGACGGAGCCUUACCGGAUGUUCACCAGUCGGGCCGAGUUUCGAACGUCUCUGAGGCCGGACAAUGCUGACCUGCGACUUACCCUGAAAGGCUUUGAGGAAGUGGGGUGCGUGUCCUCCCUGCGCUACCAGCAGACUGUGAGAGUGAGGGAGAGUCUCCAGGAUGCGCUUGCAGCUCUCCACGAAGUCUCUCUGUCUGCCACAAACUGGAGACGUAAACUGCCAGGCGUGCCCAUCAGCGAGACGAAACCCGCCAAUUUGACUGGUUUGGAGAUGCUGCAAUACAACGACGUGUCCUUUGAAGUGGUGGCCUCCGUCUUCCCAGAAUGCCUUUCACCGUACAGAGAAUUCUCCCAAAGGCUGAAGAUAGAAGCUGUGUACAGGCCUCACUGCGUCCUCCAGCAGAAGGAGAUCGAGAGAAUUCAAAAAGAGGAGAGCAUGUCUCUUCCACAGGACUUGGACUAUUUGUCUCUGCCGGUUUCUCUGUCACAGGAGGUCCGGGAGAUUUUGGACAGAAUGCGGCCCAGCACGCUGGGUGCUGCUACACGUUUGCAAGGAAUAACUCCGGCUGCAAUUGUCCACCUUCUCAACUACGUCCGCCACUCGGGGAGAAAGGAGAAAAGGACGCACAGCAACUAGCCAGUCCGGCAGGAGAAGCUGAAUACAAAAAAAAUAACACCUUCAGCCCAAAUGCUGUUCCUAAAAAUUUACAAAAAUAAGUUUUAUUUUAUUCUGAGGGGAAAGGAUUCAAGUUACAGAUGAGAACCCCCUUUUUCCUUUAGUGCAGUCUCGCACAAGUGCACCCUCAGCCAAUGUGUGUAUAGAAUUUCUCUUGGACAAAUAAAGCAAUGCCUUCCUCAAACUUUCAAUAACCAAAACAUCUACGAUCCAGUUCCCUGGUGAGGAAUUCUAAUCCUGUUGGGAAACUGGCUGUAAGCAACGUUGAACUGUAAGUGACCUUAACUGUAAUAAGAAUGAGUCUGUCCAGCUCAGCAGUGCCUCUGGUGAAGACGCCAAUCGAGCAGAGCGCGUCGUCAAGUUGACCCAGUCUCCAGCACAGUUUUGGGGUAAACCGUCAUGUCGGCAAAUGCGACCUCAGUGGUUAGAGCGAUGGUUGACGACAAAGGGCACUGAAAGACACGUCAGAGGGUUUAUUUUCAGAAUGGAAGCAUUGUUUGGGUGGUUAACAGCAGGGUUGCAAAGGGGAUAGAACAUUUAUGGCAAAUUGCCAUGGGAUGUUAAGAUGGGACAGUUUGGAAAUAUAUUCAAAUUGGAAACUUUCUAUGUGAGGUGAGGGUCAUUUAAUGGAAACAUAUCUAAGCAUAAAGAUAUGGGCCAUUCCUCAGAAUCACCUGGAAAUAAAAUGUAUAAAUGAUAGCUAAAUUUAAACAAAUAAAAGGUUAACUAAGUGCCCAGUACAUUUAUCUGAUUGUAUUGUAUUAGAAUUAAUUUCAACUGGAGGGUCAAUAAAGGACUAUAAGAAAGCAAGAUUCAGUCUUAGUAGUUGUUACUAUUGGGGCAGUACUGUUGCCUAAAAUAAUUUUGGGGGGAUAUUUUUGAAAUAAAACAAAAUGUUGAAUCAUUGUAAUGUGCUCAGUGUCAACAUUCCAUUAACAGCAAUGCCAUGUGAUUAUAUUUCACGCAUGUUCUUUAUAAAAAUAAAAUAAAAUCACUGCUGUUACUCACAUGAGUUUCAGAUGAAUAAAACAAUGACGAAAAAAAGACAUUUUUGAUUACUUCAAUACAGGUAUGUGUAUUAUCAGAUUUAGAGUGGGGGAAAAAAAGACCAAAUUUAUGUUUAUUUUGUAAGAGUUACAAGCAAAUUGAACCGCUUCAAUUAAAAAAAAAAAAAGAAAGAAAAGAACAAAAAAUUCCUGGAGUUUCGCAACCUUAGCAAAGAGGGUACUGGCCUACCUGAAACUUUUGACAGUGGAAGAGGUAUUUAACACCCAGGAUGUAACUCUGAGGGAGGUCGAGGAGGCCCAUACGAGCCCACAGCACUUGCACGGAGAGCAAGUGUGGGAGGGUACAGCCCGAGUCACAUGUUUCCUAAGAGGGGAAACCAAUCGGUUAGAUCUUCCAAGAUUAUAGUGAUGAACUUGUCAGAAACGCUAAUAUUUUGUUAGCGGUCACAGGUUAGGUUUUAGAUAAUCCUAUCAGUUCAUCCACUUUUUCCAGGCGACUGGUACCUCCGAGCUGACAGGACACUCCUGCUUGAGGACUGUCGCCCAGUCGGGUUGGGAACCCGAGCUCGUGGCAAUCACGUCAGGAACAGCGGCUCCCUGCAAGAUGCUGUCAAUCUGGGAACGCAGCUCAGCGCAGUUCCUGGAAGGAGAACUUGGAACACACAGAUACGUUCAAGACACUGUAAAGUGACUUCAGGGAUGUGUUUCUAAAUAAAUUGCACGUGUUUGAAGAUAACUGCUGAAAACGUGCAAAGACUGAAAACUAUGUAGUACUGAAUUGUGGAGAUAUAGCGUCAAACAGUUUUUUCACUUCGGGGGGCAUUGCUAAAACUGUGCCAAGUGACGCACUUGUUUUUUUUGGUGCGCUG
Molecule: messenger RNA, 5250 nt
Organism: Phycodurus eques (leafy seadragon)
Lineage: Eukaryota; Metazoa; Chordata; Actinopteri; Syngnathiformes; Syngnathidae
Gene: mto1
Product: mitochondrial tRNA translation optimization 1
Exons: 11
Coding region: 1131-3335 (734 amino acids)
Biological process (GO): tRNA methylation; tRNA wobble uridine modification
Cellular component (GO): cytosol
Molecular function (GO): flavin adenine dinucleotide binding
Source: RefSeq, a predicted model, not a curated record